Rubroshorea leprosula is the source of this 1402-nucleotide messenger RNA. The record is from the annotation of a GenBank genome assembly. NCBI's taxonomy places the organism in Eukaryota, Viridiplantae, Streptophyta, Magnoliopsida, Malvales, Dipterocarpaceae.
CACACUACCAUCAUAAUUCCUCUAUUCCCAUUCCCUUUUGAUCAUUCUUUCUUGGUUUUCAAAUCUUACCUGAUCAAAUGGGGAAAUGGGAUGUGGUUUGUCUGACUUUAUUGGUUUUAAAUUUAUGUUUUGGUGCUAGAGGAGAGCCUCAGGUUCCUUGCUACUUCAUCUUUGGGGAUUCUCUGGUUGACAAUGGGAACAACAACCAGCUCCAGUCUUUGGCCAGAGCUGAUUACUUGCCAUAUGGAAUCGACUUUCCAGACGGUCCCAGUGGAAGGUUUUCCAAUGGCAAAACCACCGUCGAUGUCAUUGCUGAGCUGUUGGGUUUUGACGAUUACAUUCCUCCCUACUCAACUGCCACGGGUCGAGACGUACUGAAAGGAGUUAAUUUUGCAUCUGCGGCUGCUGGAAUCAGAGAAGAAACUGGACAGCAACUGGGAGGUCGGAUUACUUUCAGCGGACAGGUUAGAAAUUACCAGAACUUAGUCUCCCAGGUGGUGAAUAUUUUAGGGAACGAAGACACAGCAGCAAAUUAUCUUAGCAAGUGCAUAUUUUCCAUUGGACUGGGCAGCAAUGAUUAUCUCAACAACUAUUUCAUGCCCCUGUAUUACAAUACUGCUGACCGCUACACCCCAGAGCAAUACUCCGAUGUUCUCAUUCAACAAUACACUGAGCAGCUACAGGCUCUGUACAACUAUGGAGCCAGGAAAUUUGUGUUGAUUGGAGUAGGCGCAAUAGGCUGCAGUCCAAAUGAAUUGGCUCAGAACAGCCAGGAUGGGAAAACUUGUGUGGCAAGAAUCGACUCUGCUAACCAAAUCUUCAACAAUAAGCUCAAAGGCCUUGUAGAUCAGUUCAAUAGUAAUUCAGAUGCAAAGUUUAUCUAUGUCAAUGCAUAUGGAAUUUUCCAGGACAUAAUAAACAGCCCUGCAGCAUAUGGGUUUAAGGUUACGAAUACCGGAUGCUGUGGGGUAGGAAGGAACAAUGGGCAAAUUACAUGCUUGCCUUACCAAACUCCAUGCCAGAACAGGGAUGAGUAUGUGUUUUGGGAUGCUUUCCAUCCAACUGAGGCUGCAAAUGCCAUCAUUGCAAGGAGAUCAUAUAGUGCUCGGUCCCCAUCUGAUGCUUACCCGAUUGACAUCCGCCGUUUGGCCCAGCUUUGAAGUUGGAUUUUCCAGAGAUACCUGCUGGCUGUUGCUGCUGCAAAAUAAAUCUAGAAUAUACUUAUGUUUGUCUUUCUGUAUCAUUAUAUAUUAGUGGUGUCAUCAGUUUUAUUGUAAUAUCUCAUAAGGAAUUUAGUUAACUGUUCAAGUAAUUGUACUCUUCACAAUAUGAAUGCACUGCUUUCUUUGCAAUUUAGACAUCAAAGUUUCAUUUUCAUGAAUAAUAAUUGGAGAAAGUGAUC